GUCACCUUUCCCAACAAACGAGCUGGGAGGAAAAUAAUGUCCGAAACUAGCGUGCGUCUUCUGCGGCGUAAGUCUGCGCACGGACGGUUGCAGAGUUCUACGUCGUUAGUGCCGAGCUCCGCCGGCAGGGAAGGAGGGGUAGCGGAAACGGCGUUGGAAGAUCUCGUGGUGAAGAAGGGUCGUUCGCGGCGCGUCAAGUCGGCCCGCGACACAAAGUUGGAGCAAGAGAGAUCAGACGUUUUCCCGCCGGCGGAGCCCGGCGCGGGGAAGGGAGCGUGGGGCCGGACACAGUACGAUGACGACUUCGGGAAGAAGCACCCCUUCACGCCUGUUCCCGUCCGUCCCGUCUCUCCAACCAGGAGAAACAACCCUCACCCCGCUAAGCCUUUCCUGCAAUGGAAACAUCCAGUCCGCAUUCACCCACACAAGAAGUCAGUCUCCCCACCAGAAGAGGCUUGGAAGUCCAUCAGUGAGAGCUUCUAUGACGACUACAUUGAUACCAGCAACACUGGUGAUGCCAAGAAUGAAGUUCCAGUCACCAAUUUAGCAACAAUCGAGUUUCCUGGAAAAAAGAAAACCGGAACCUUGUCCAGCCACCUUGUAUCAGGGACCAGAGCACAGCUGAAUCCAAGAAACUCUCGAGUCCACAACGGAUCUGGAGACAUACCUCCUGCUGUCAUUAGACCUCCAUCUCCCAAGUCUCGCAUGAUGCACAACACUGUCAGAGGAAGCACUCUCCCUGUCCUCCGAGAGUGGCUCAAAACUGCCUCAAACAAAGAGCGAGAACUGGUAAUGCAGAUGCUAACUGCAGCUCACAGUGACUCUGAGGAUACAAGACUUCAAAAGGCGGUGGAAGAUGUUCUGAGACCUGACUCUGCAGCUCACGUCCAGCAGUGGCUCCAGACAGCCUCCACCUCAGAGAGACAAACUCUCCUGGGGGUCCUGGAGACUCUGGCAGUGGCUGCCUCAGCCGGCCAACCACCCCACCACCAGCCUGCUCUUGUGGCAUUUCCUCCUGCCUCCUGGCUACAACAACAGCCAGUCCCAACCCACAGCAACCGCAACAGGUCUUACAGCUAUCCCAUCAGCCUUCGUCCGAAGGCAUCACACCAUCACAAGAACCACACCCACACCUCCUCACAAUACUCCCACCACUCCCACCACCAUCAUCACCACAAGCACCACUGUCACAAGUCUCACAAGAGCUCGGCCCAGCCAGGGAAAGAUGAUGGUGGAGGAGACAUGACACUGGUGGGGAAGGGAUUGGGAGCCAAGAAGGGGAGCGGGACCCCAGAGCUGUGGCACCACAAGAUCCCUGGUCCAGUCACCGAGGAGUUGAGAGUCAUCUUUCCAGGCUCAGUCUUCACCCAACCGCACAAAUACAGAGGAAGACACUUUGCCAUCCACCCAGAGUGGCCCACGGCGUAGACUGUACUCUAGCUAAAGCCCUCUUGAGCUACCUAUUUUUGUCAUUGUGUCUUUGAGAAGGCUCUUUGUUAUAAAUAAUUAUUCAUGUGAGUUUUAUGGCUGUAUAUGUGUUAUAAUAUCAAUGUCGUGUCUUUAUUGUAGCAUCAUAGAAUUGUUAAUUUGUAUACAGUCAAUUGGUUCUGCUAUUAUCUUGAGGUUUAGUGACUCUAAACAUUUAAACAUGGAAAAGAAUUUCAGUAAUACAACGUGACCAUGAUACAUAAACUUCACUUGUGGCAGAAUAAAAUGAUAGCACUUGUAAACUCUUGCAGAUUGCGCUUAGCUAGGUAUGCAUAAUUACAGGGAGAAAAUUACAACAAAAACUUCAACGAUGUGCCAAAAUGAGAUUGUCAACAUAACUACUUAGCAGUACAUUACAGAGAGCACCAAAAAUUAGCGUCUGUGGUUUUGCUCCGAGUAUAAACUCCAUUUAGUGCACAACGUCACUGCCGAGAGACGUUCCAUAGUAGUCGGGCCAUUCGGGGUGCACAUUGUAGUGAGAUGCAUCGCCACGGACACCUCCAAAUAGAGCCCCCCUGUGGUAGACCU
This is a messenger RNA of Geodia barretti, 2016 nucleotides long. The record is from the annotation of a GenBank genome assembly. NCBI's taxonomy places the organism in Eukaryota, Metazoa, Porifera, Demospongiae, Tetractinellida, Geodiidae.